GUAUUCUUUCAUUUUCUUUCUAAUUAAGCUCAUUCUUUUCUAAAAAUAUGACUAAUUGUGUGUGCUUAUAUUGUGUUAAAACUCAAUGGUUUGGUUUUACUUUGUGGAACUUGAUCUGGAUUUUUGUUGCUUUACUUGCUUGUCUUCAACAAGAAAGAAGAUUUUGCUUGUUGGGGUUUGCUGGUUUGAGUUGUACUUUGUUUUUUGUUUUUUUUAUAAUUCUGGGCCAGCUUGCACGUUUCUCCACUAUUGCAUCACAUACAUGCCAUCUCCUACCAGCAGGGGCGGAUCUAGCAUGUGGAAUACGGUUUCGGUAGAACCCAAUAGCUUUGGUUCAAAUCCCAUAUUUGUCUUAGGAAAUCCAUUAAAUAUGUACUAAUUGAUUAAUUUAGACACCAGUAACUUAAACAAACUACAAUUUGAACUCAUAAACUUCAAAUUCUAGCUCCGCCUUUGUCUACCCGCUAUAGGGUAACUUUGCCGACCAAAGUUUAGGCAUUUGAGUGCUGGGUUGAGUUGUAUUAGUUCAUUAUUUCUUUUGAGCUUAAGAUUAUACAAAUUGGAGAGUAUACUUUGAUUUUGUUUUCGUAGCUAAUGGCUUUUUAGGGAUAUGAGUAUUUGGUGUGCAUAAAUUUUGUAUGCAUUUUUAUCUACUUUGGAGGAAUUUAAUCUGGAUUUUUGUUGCUUUACUUGCCUUUUUUCAACAAGUAAAAAGAUUUUGUCUUGUUGGGUUGCUGAAUUUAGUUGUAUUAGUUGAUUAUUUGUUUGAACUUAAGGGUCAUGUAUCCUUUAAUAUUGUUUGGUAAGCUAAUGGUUUCUGAAGGGUAUUGUUAAUUAGUUGUCCUUAUAUUGUGCUUAAAGUCUAUAAUUUGGUGUACUUAAGCAGAAUUUGAUCUGGGGUUUUUUCGCUUUAAUCACCGGUCUUGGACAAGAUAUGAAAGUUUGGUCUUUUGGAUUGCUGGAUUAGUUGUAUUGGUUUAUCACAUGUUUGAGCUUGAGGAUUUCGGCGUCUUACAUAUUGUUUCUUGCUUGUUGAUGGGAUGAUGAUGUAUUAGUAGUAAUGCUAUAGUUUCAGUUAGUUAUUUAGGUUUAUUGUUUUAGGUGAACGAUUUGACACUGUUGUGGAUUUUCUACGCAUAGGUGAACUGCAAUCGCACAUGGUAACCUUGACUAGAAAUUCUUAUUUGAUGGGAGGCUGAUAUUCGGACCAGAUGCUAAGUCACUGAUCGUCACCUUUACGCUUAUCCUUGUCCCUGUUGUUACAUUUUGCGUAUUUGUUGCAAGAAAUCUUGUUCACGAAUUCUCAACAGGAAGUACAGGAUAUGCAAUUAUGGUCUUAGCAAUUGUCUUCACAAUCUAUGUCUUCUUGCUUCUAUUUGCAACAUCAACUAAGGAUCCUGGCGUUGUUCCACGUAAUUCUCAUCCUCCAGAGGAAGUGUUAGGUUAUGAUUCUUCAGCUUCCAAUGAAGCUGGUGGGAAACCUUUGCCUCGCACCAAACAAAUCCUAGUCAAUGGUCUGCCCGUGAAAGUUAAAUAUUGUGAAACAUGCAUGUUGUAUCGUCCACCAAGAUGCUCUCAUUGCUCAGUAUGUGAUAACUGUGUGGAGCGGUUUGAUCAUCACUGCCCUUGGGUGGGUCAAUGCAUUGGAAAGCGCAACUAUCGUUGCUUCUUCCUAUUUGUUUCGUCAACUGCUCUCCUCUGUGUUUAUGUCUUUUCCAUGUCGGCGUUAUAUCUUAAGCUUCUUGUGGAUGAUUAUGGAACUAUUUGGAAGGCUAUUAAAGUAUCGCCUGCGUCAGUGGCACUGAUGGCGUAUUGUUUUGUUUCGCUGUGGUUUGUUGGAGGUCUCACUGGCUUCCAUUUGUAUCUCAUAUGUCGAAAUCAGACCACAUAUGAGAACUUUCGUCAUAGAGGACUAAGAGGAGAUAACAGGAUCAAUGUGUAUGACCGAGGUUGCACGAACAAUUUUCUUGAAGUAUUCUGCUCAAGGAUUGAACCUUCGAAAAACAAUUUCCGCGGAUAUGUGCAUGAAGAGGCAUUAAAGUCUAGCAAGGUAGGAAACAUUCAAGUAACGGAAGUUGAUACCUCUGAUGGGGAUAGAAGAGUCAAGGUAGAAGAAGAUCUUGAGAUUGGAGAUGAUCUCAUGAAGAUAUCCCAACGACGUAACUCUCAAGAUAUUGGAGAUAUUCGAGGUAGAGGAAGCGACAGGUCACCCAUAAGUCGUUCUGAGCUUGACUUUGGAUUUGGUCUGGAGUCACAGUUUUCGUCCAGAUCAGAGAGUCGCCAUUCUGGCUGGUGAAGCUGAAGUGAUGGUAACUGAACCGAUAAUAACAUCUUGAUUUUGCAGUCAGUUCCAAGAUUUGAAAUAUGAUACAUUAAGGUGUCUAGCCAUCAAAAUGCAUCUCGAGUGCUCUUUCCGGGUAACAUUCUUGCUCAACCUCUUUUCGUGGACGAGACCAGGCACAGAACAGCACAAAACACAGAUAAUCUGUUGACUUUGAUAAUAUUUUUGCUGGUUAUUAUUUGCUGAAAGAACUAGGAAGAUAUGUCAAAGGCAUUUGAAAACGUAUACAUGUAAUCAUUCUUUUCCUGUUA
Nicotiana tabacum (common tobacco) is the source of this 2592-nucleotide messenger RNA. The record is from RefSeq and is a predicted model, not a curated record. NCBI's taxonomy places the organism in Eukaryota, Viridiplantae, Streptophyta, Magnoliopsida, Solanales, Solanaceae.